Molecule: messenger RNA, 2595 nt
Organism: Closterium sp. NIES-67
Lineage: Eukaryota; Viridiplantae; Streptophyta; Zygnematophyceae; Desmidiales; Closteriaceae
Source: the annotation of a GenBank genome assembly
CUCAAGAGAGGAGUGGCCCUCACCUCACUCCUCUCUUGGGCACCAGCGCACCGCACAACCCAGGCGGUCCAACAACAGUGCCCGUCUGCAUCCAGCCACAACAGUGCCCGUCUGCAUCCAGCCCUAAUCUCCGCAACAAUUCUCUUCUUCCGUCUUCUCUCCUUCUCUUCGGUUCGGUUCAUCGUUCUAAACCCUGUGUUGUGUACCUCUCGCUUCGCUACUCCUUUGCUUCAGCACCAGCUUUAGAAAUGUGCGGAGGUUUAGAUACCCCUGCCUCGCUUCCCUCGUACUUUCGACCUGCGCUUUCCAGAAGCACUGCCAGUGGCUGUUCUUUCCACGUCGGCGGGUCCAUGCAGUCAGGCAAUGGAGACCAAACCCUUUCUCUGUCUCUCGUGCCGUCUCCGCCGACCUCCCAUGCUACCAUAACGGAGCAGCAAAAAGACCGGGCGUGCCGCCUCGAAACGGUCGAUUUCUUUCGACCCUGCUCUGAUCCUUCAUCCAGCAAACCCUGUGCCUCAACGGUCCCUGAAUCUGCUCCCGCCGUUCCACAGACCACCGCUGCGAAUCCCCAGUAUUGUCACGGCGACCAGUCACAUCAUAGCGCUGAGCCAGCGCGUGCCGGGUCGUGUGCCGACUACUCAAUAGUCUUCUCCUCCACAAUCCAGUCUCGCGUUCUCUCGCCACAGAAGCAGCAGCCGUCGGCCGGCCGAUCCUCGUUAUUGACGUCCUCGAUAGCUGCGUCCGUAGCCGAAUGGUCCAACGCGAUGAUGCCGCCGCCAGGAACAGCAGGGCUUUCCAAGAGUCCUCUGCCAGGCUCGUCCCUCACGAGUAACGAUCCCCACAGACACACUGUUACAGCUGUUCGCCGACCAUCAGGUAACCCGAUUUCGCAUCAGCGUUCGCUAUUUGCGGAGAAGCAGGGAGACCCCGCGGAAGCGGACGACCGGUCCGCGAAGAGGCCUCGGUGCGAAAGUCUGUCGCAUCAACUUCCCAGCCUCAGCAGCAGCACGGCCUGCACAGGCAAUAUCCGCGAUAGAAACCCCACCGUUACACGACCUGGCCGAUCCAACCCACCGCCACCCGUCCCAACCAAAUUCUCCUCCGCGAACAUUGCGAAGGAUAUUCAGAAAUCGGCGCGGGGAGACCUGUCGUUAGACCUCCCCCCGCCAUGCUGUUCCUGGAUGUGCAUUUACUUCUCCGUCCCCUGCCGCCAGAAGAACCGCCUCGCCGCCACUGCUAGCGGGAGGACCACCAGCGUCAGUGCGGUCAGCGGUAGCGUGAUGAGCGGCGGCGACAGCGGCGUGAACAACAGGAGGAGAGUCCGCCCCGCCGCGCUUCCCGCGUCGAGCGGCACCAGCCUGUCCGUCGCGGCAGCUGCCCCGCAAAACCUGCCGCGAAAGCCGGCGGCGAGGGCGGGGAGCGUAAAGGAGGAGCGGGAGGAGUGGGUGAGGGACGAUCAGUCUAAGGCCGGCGGAGGUGCGCAUCUGGCGAGAUGCGACGCUGCGAACGAGAGUGCGAACGGCGGGGAUUCAUCGGUGCAUGGAGGCCUAAAUUCCACGCUGAAGUCGGCGUUGGCAGUAGCUAGAGGCGGUCUGUCGGCAGAUGCGCCAGCAGCAACGGGAGCCGCGUCAGCAGCAACGGGAGGGGGUGUCUUCGCAUCAGCAGGAGCGGCAAGCAAGCCAGCAGGAGCGUCGGCGUCUGAGCUGCUGGCGUCGUAUGCGGCGUCUAGCUCGGCGUCCCCUGCCCUCCGCGCCUUCCUCGCUCUCUCCCCGGACCUCUCGUCCCUGCUCAACCCAUCCUUCCCUCCCCCGCCCUCCGUUAAGGCUACUGAUGCAGCCUCUGCUCUCCUGAGGCGGUUGCACUCCGACUCGGCUGCUGCUGCCGUGGCUGCCGCCACUGCUGCUCGUUUGCAGCUGCUGCAGCAACUCUCUGCCGCGCAGCAACAGCAGCAGCAGCAGCAGCAGAACCCGCAACACCAGCAGCAACAUCAGCAGGAGCUACACCAACAGCAGCAGCAACAGCGGCAGUGGUCAAUGGAACCUGUUACUGAGCUGCUUACAAGGUCACAAAGAGACAACAGCUGCCAUCCACAAACACAGCAGGAGAUGCGGCAGAGCAGCGCAGCUCAUCACAAUGUCUCAAUGGACUCCAUGAACCAUGGAUCCAUUGUGGUAACCCAGAACCAUUCUGUGGGUGUGCCCAUGGCGGCAACAGCCUUUGCAGCAGCAUUGUCGCCUGUCCCUGAGCCAAUCCGACAGAGCUCUACCCAGGAAGAGCGUUGGUGUGUGCCGGCUCCUCUCACUCAUGGUUGUGGCCAUUCGUCCCCUCCUGUGGCCCGGAACAACAGCAAGGACCGCGUUUCUAGUUUUAUCGCACCAGAUGAGGGCCAGAAUUCCAGGAAGAACAAGGCUCUGGACCUCUCUCUGCGGUUGUAACAUUUUGUGUGGGGUGGAGACUUCGUGGCUACCCUGAACGAUGCUGAUUCUACAAUGUGACAAUUAUGUUCACUGUGUUGUGUGUAACAGCUUUGUGUACAUAGUUUUUAUUGGUGAUUUGUGUGUAACACAGGGCUUCAGAUUGGAUUUUGAGGGGCUG